Suillus plorans is the source of this 504-nucleotide messenger RNA. RefSeq lists its product as uncharacterized. The transcript is spliced from 6 exons. The record is from RefSeq and is a predicted model, not a curated record. Lineage: Eukaryota; Fungi; Basidiomycota; Agaricomycetes; Boletales; Suillaceae. The annotation marks the transcript as partial.
GUGGAUUUGGAUACCCACAUACGAAGGGAACACAAUAUCGCCUUCUCAUUGAUUAUUUUCGUCGAUAUCAUCGAGUUCGCGAUAUCAACCUGGCUCACAUCACAAUUUGAUGUCCAUCAUAACUACUUCAGUCUAGCUGGACGAGACUGCACUUAUUUUCUAUUGUUCACUUCAACAUGGACGCUCAUAUACUCUAGUUACCGCAUUUUUUUCUUCUUGCCUCCUCCAGACAGUAUCUUGGGUAGUAUGGUUGUUCAUAUUCUCUUCCUGUGUCUAACAUGGGUCUUCUGGGCCGUGGGCGCUGCAAGUUUAACUGCAGCUCUUAGUGGACAACUGAAUCGCAAUGCCCAAAGCCUUUUCGUGUACAGCGGUCAACUUAUCGCGCUAGAUGUCUUCGCUUGGGUUAUUUUGGUUCUCGUAACUUUUGCAAUCUUCGUCGUGCACGCCCGCGGCAUUCUCGCAUCAAGUCGAGGUGAUGGCGCACGCGAGCCGCAGAUUGCCUGA